Messenger RNA from Nothoprocta perdicaria, 565 nucleotides. RefSeq names its product FAD dependent oxidoreductase domain containing 1 (gene FOXRED1). Gene Ontology annotation, molecular function: oxidoreductase activity. The record is from RefSeq and is a predicted model, not a curated record. Lineage: Eukaryota; Metazoa; Chordata; Aves; Tinamiformes; Tinamidae. The annotation marks the transcript as partial. The transcript is spliced from 5 exons. Gene Ontology annotation, cellular component: cytoplasm.
CCGCCGCCGCCGCCCGACGAGGCCGACGUGGUGGUCGUGGGCGGCGGCGUCACCGGCUGGUCCGUCGCCUUCUGGCUCAAGACGCUCGAGGGCGCCGGCGGCGCCAUGCGGGUGCUCGUGGUGGAGCGCGACCCCACGUAUUCCCAGGCUUCCACCGUGCUCUCGGUGGGCGGCAUCCGGCAGCAGUUCUCCCUGCCGGAGAACAUCCGCCUGUCCCGCUUCUCGGCCGCCUUCCUGCGCGACAUCAACGAGCACCUCGGGGUGCCGGGCGAGCCCCCCGUGGACCUGCAGUUCAACCCGUCGGGCUACCUGUUCCUGGCGUCGGAGCAGGGCGCCGCGGCGCUGCAGGACAACGUGCGGCUGCAGCGCGAGGAAGGGGCGCGCGUGGCCCUGCUGUCCCCCGCGCAGCUGCGGGCCAAGUUCCCCUGGCUGGACACGCGCGGCGUGGCCUUGGCUUCCUACGGGCUGGAGGACGAGGGCUGGUUCGACCCCUGGGCGCUGCUGCAGGCGCUGCGCCGCAAGGCGCUGGCGCUGGGCGCGCUCGCCUGCGUGGGCGACGUGCGCU